AUGUUUGUGAACAAGCAUCUAAUGGCUGCUGUUGCCCGUAACAGCAGCAGAGCUUUGAACGUUUCUGCUCGCUCUGGCACCACCGCCAGAUUGUUUUCUACAUCAAGACCAGCCUUCAAUGCUGCUGCUGGUAAGCCUUCCUUGGCCAAGAGAGUUUUGAAGGGUACUUUGAAAACCUCUUUGGUUGCCUUGCUUGCAGGUACUGCUUAUGUCUCUUAUGAAUUAUACAGGGAGGCUAACCCACCUCCACAAGUUCCACAAUCUCCAACUUUCAGCAAUGGAUCUCCAAGAAAGACCCUAGUCGUCUUGGGUACCGGUUGGGGUUCCGUCUCGCUAUUGAAGAACUUGGACACCACCUUGUACAACGUUAUUGUCGUUUCUCCAAGAAACUACUUUUUGUUCACUCCCUUAUUGCCAUCUACCCCCGUCGGUACUGUUGAAUUGAAGUCUAUUGUCCAACCUGUUAGAACUAUCACCAGAUCUUCCCCAGGUGAAGUCCACUACUACGAAGCUGAAGCCAAGGAUGUCGACCCUGUUGCCAAGACCGUCAGAAUCAAGUCUGCUACCAAGGACCACGAUUACGAAUUGGACUUGAAGUACGACUACUUGGUCGUCGGUGUCGGUGCUCAGCCAACUACCUUUGGUAUCCCAGGUGUGUUUGAAAAUGCUUCCUUCUUGAAGGAAAUCCCUGACGCUCAAGACAUUAGAACUAAGAUUAUGAACAACAUCGAAAAGGCCGCUACCCUAUCUCCAAAUGACCCAGAACGUAAGAGAUUGUUGAGCUUUGUUGUUGUUGGUGGUGGUCCAACCGGUGUUGAAUUCGCUGCUGAAUUGCAAGACUACGUUGACCAAGAUUUGUCUAAAUGGAUCCCAGAAAUCUCUAAAGAAAUUAAGGUCACUUUGGUUGAAGCUCUUCCAAACAUUUUGAACAUGUUCGACAAGUCUCUAUGGCAAUACGCCCAAGAUUUGUUCGCUAAGGAAAAGAUUGACUUGAAAUUGCAAACUAUGGUUAAGAACGUUGACUCCACUACCAUUACCGCCAAGCGUGGUGAUGCUGUCGAAGAAAUUCCAUAUGGUGUUUUAGUCUGGGCUACCGGUAACGCUCCAAGAGAAGUCUCCAAGAACUUGAUGCAAAAGCUACCUGAACAAAAUUCCAGACGUGGUCUUCUAAUUAACGACAAGUUGCAACUAUUGGGUGCUGAAGACUCUAUCUUCGCUAUUGGUGAUUGUACCUUCUACCCAGGUCUUUUCCCAACCGCCCAAGUCGCUCACCAAGAAGCAGAAUACUUGGCUACCACUUUGAAGACCCAGUACAAGAUUGACCAAUUGAAGUGGCAAAUCGCUAACACUAGCAACGCUACUGAAACUUCUAAAUUGCACUCCAAGUUGGACAGAUUGUCAAAGCAAAUUCAACCAUUCAAGUAUGUUCACCAAGGUACCCUUGCCUACAUUGGUUCUGAACAAGCUAUCGCUGACCUACCUUUCGGUGACUCCAAGUACCGUAUGGCUGGUUCAUUCACUUUCUUGUUCUGGAAGUCUGCUUACCUAGCCAUGUGUCUAUCCUUCAGAAACAGAAUUUUGGUGUGUAUGGACUGGGCUAAGGUUUACUUCCUAGGAAGAGAUUCUUCUGUUUAA
Molecule: messenger RNA, 1635 nt
Organism: Kluyveromyces marxianus DMKU3-1042
Lineage: Eukaryota; Fungi; Ascomycota; Saccharomycetes; Saccharomycetales; Saccharomycetaceae
Gene: NDE1
Product: external NADH-ubiquinone oxidoreductase 1
Exons: 1
Coding region: 1-1635 (544 amino acids)
Molecular function (GO): NADH dehydrogenase activity
Source: RefSeq, a predicted model, not a curated record